AUGCCGCGAUCUUCACAUUCAUCCUUCAAGGUUUAUUUGAAUCCAUAUUCCAAGUCAACCGUGAAGAAAGGCGAACGAAGCGACGAACAAUCGGCGGCUACUCUGUUGUCGUCUUUCACUCUCGGUGGUCUUGCGAUCUACACUCUUCUUGAGUGUCUUAAGGAUGUCUGCUACGUAGAUUUCAGCAUUGAGCCACCCCUUCUAUCUAGCAAGAUAAUUUGUUAUAUUACCUGCUUUAAGUGGUGUUUCUUGUCCAUUUCUUGUGAUUUUGGUGUUAUGCCAAUUUAUGUUAGUGAUGGUUCUGCUUAUCGUUUGUUGUUGUUGGAUUGGUGUUUCCUGUCCAUUUCUUGUGAUUUUGGUGUUAUGCCAAUUUAUGUUUGUGAUGGUUCUGCUUAUCGUUUGUUAUUGUUAGAUCCAAUGGAAGACACUGUUAUCAAGUCAAAGCAUGACAUUAGGGAUUACAGAGUGAUUAAGCUAGAAAAUGGUCUUGAAGCACUUGUUGUACAUGAUCCUCGGAUUACUACUAAAGAUGACAACAAAAAUGAAGGCAGACAAGUAAAGAUGUGUUGUGCAGCUAUGACCAUCGGUGUUGGUAGUCUUCAUGCCCCAAAACGUGUGCAAGGAUUACCGCAUUUGUUAGAACACAUGCUCGUCGAGGGGAGCCAAAAGUUUUCUGAAAAGAAAGACUAUCUUAGCUAUAUCUCCGAGCACGGUGGAUCGACAGAUGAAUUUACAAACACCGAACACUGCAACUUCAGUUUUCAAGUAAAUGGAAAAUUUUUAAAGGGUGCCUUAAGAAGAUUUGCUCAUAUCUUCAUUGAACCCCUGCUAUCAAAGGAAAUCUUAGAGGCCGAAGUAAAUGCAGUAGAGAGUGAAUUUAAUGAAAGAAAGGAAGAAUGGAAGUUGGUCCAUGAUGGUCUUCUUUGCCACACAUCAAGAGAAGGGCAUCCAUAUAAUAAUGUAUUCUUGUGUGGCAACAGAGGAAGUCUGAUGGGUGAAAAGGAUGACUGUGAUGAUCUUCACAAGGAAGUGCUAAAAUUUCACCGAAAAGAAUAUCAUGCUGAGAAGAUGAAAUUAGUCAUUAUUAGUGGAGAGACUCUUGACGGGCUUCAAGGUUGGAUUGAAAAACUCUUUGAUUCCAUAAAAAAGUGUCCUGCAAAAAAGGUUGAAUCAAGAAAAAGAAAAAGAAUACUCUCAAAAAGACCUGUCUGGAAGUCCGGAGAACAAUACCAUAUAGUUCUUGAGACACUCAAUACUAAUAUUCUUGUUGUUUCGUGGAUCUUGUUGUCUCUACGCAAUGUGUAUGAACAUAAACCUGACCGAUAUAUAUCUUAUUUCCUCAAUCAGGAGGGAACAGGAAGCUUGAUUUCCUUACUCAAGGAUAAAGGGUUGGCCAAGUCUUUAACUGCUGAAAUUGGUGAUGGAAUAUGUCAUACAGCUAACAUCUUUUCCAUUAGAAUAGGGCUCACCAAUUCUGGUAUACUUGAGAUCAACAAGAUAAUUGGAUUGAUAUAUGAAUAUCUUACAUUGCUGCGUGAUUCUCCACCAGAAUGGAUGUUUAAGGAAAUUCAGAGUGUGGGAGAACUAGCAUUUAAUUUUGGAGAGGAGAAUGAUCAACGUGAAUAUGCUGUUAAGCUUUCAGAAAAUUUGCUCCAAUAUCCUCCAAAGCAUGUUAUUUAUGCUGACCAUUUGUACGAAAAAUGGAAUGAGCCUUUAAUAAAACAAGUUCUUGGUUAUUUCUUACCUGAAAACAUGAGGAUAUAUGUUUAUACAGGUGGCUCUGAAAUGGAAGAUGAUGAUCAAGUAGAAAGAGGUGUUGAAGAUGAUGAGCAAGUAGAAAGAGUUAGUGAUGAUGAUAUGCAAGUGGAAGGAUCAAACUUAAAUAAUGUGUCCAAACUUGUACCUUGGUUUGGAAUACCAUAUUCUGUACAAGAUAUUGAAGAAAGUUUAAUGAAGUUUUGGAAAGAAACUCAAGAAGCUCAUGAACCACUGGGAUUGCCAUGCAAGAACGAGUUUAUUCCCUAUAACACUUCAAUAGACGUUGGAGACAUAGUUGAUGAAGAUUUUUCGAAUAUGACUCCUCCAAAGUGUAUAUUUGAUGAAGACUCGAUGAAGUUGUGGUACAAGCGGGAUUGUACUUCCAAAGCUCCUUUUGCUUGUAUAUAUAUUCAGAUAAAGUACUCCAAGGGAGUGUGGGACAACGCUAAAACUUGUGCAUUGUCUGAAUUGUUCAUUUCGUUUCUUCGUGACAAGUUGAAUGAAGUCAUAUCUAAGGCUCAAAUGGCCAUGUUGAAUACCAAACUCCGUUUUAUUGAUGGUAUGCUUGAGGUGAAGGUUUUUGGUCACAAAGAGAUGCUUCCUAGUCUCUUGUCAAAGAUUUUGUCAGAAGUUAACUCUUUUAUGCCAACUGAUGAUGGUCGGUAUGAGUUGGUGAAAGAAAACGCAGAGAGUUCUUUAAUGGAAGAUAAUGAUGACAAUGAGUUUCUUGAAACACUUCUACGUGAGCACAUCUAUGUGAAAGAUGAAUUGGUGAAUUAUCUACAUAAUUUGUCGCUUGAUGAUGUGACAGAGUUUAUUGAAGAAAUUCGCUCACAGACAUUCAUUGAGGGACUCGUGCAUGGAAACUUGUCAGAAGAUGAUGCAAAUAAGAUAUACAAGAUAGUUAAGCAGAUUUUUCCAAAUAAAUCACUGCCUAUUGUGCCAAGGCAUGUUGAGAGAGUCAUGUGCCUCACUCCCAAGACAAACUUUGUUGUGAAUUACUCGGGCAUGUCUAGUGUCAUCUCUACAGCUCAGCUUUAUAUCCAAAUUCGACCUAAUCUCUUUAACUCAAUCAAGAAGAUGGCUUUGCUUGAUCUUUUUGAUGUUAUUGUAGAAAAGCCAUUUUAUGAUCGGAUCAGGAGAGAAGAGAAUCUUGGUUAUACAGUUCAGUCCUAUUCAUCUGAAAUACACAAUGUUUGGGGAUUUUGUUUCGACAUUGCAUCAUCUGAUCAUGAGCCAUAUUACUUGCAACAUAGAAUUGAAGAAUUUGUAGAUGGUUUGGAAAAAGUCUUUGAAGACUUGGACAGUAAAACAUUUAAAAAGUACAGAAGAAGUUUAGUGGAUAAGAAAUUGCAGGGUUGUUCAUCUCUCGAAGAUGAAAGCUGCCAAGUCUGGAAGGAAAUUAGCAAAUAUAGCGGCAAUAUCAAUAUCACACAAAAGGUAGCUGAGCAGUUGAAACAAAUAACUAAGGAUGAUUUGAUGAGAUUCUAUAGAAAGUACUUCAAAAAGUCCUCUGGCAAUUGUAGGAGAUUGAAGAUAAAUGUUUGGAGUUCUGAAAAAUUUCCAGAGGCUGAUGAUUCACCUUAUAAAGAUGAGAAUGAGGAGGUUCCUGAUGAUGAGGAUAAUCCGAACUAUUGGUGA
This is a messenger RNA of Medicago truncatula (barrel medic), 3399 nucleotides long. Its product is annotated as nardilysin-like. The record is from RefSeq and is a predicted model, not a curated record. Lineage: Eukaryota; Viridiplantae; Streptophyta; Magnoliopsida; Fabales; Fabaceae. The transcript has 23 exons. The coding region runs from base 1 to 3399 and encodes 1132 amino acids. Gene Ontology annotation, cellular component: cytosol. Gene Ontology annotation, molecular function: metal ion binding.